GUGGCGGGGAGGAGCCGCGUCUGCAGCAUGUGGAGGCCCGGGUUGGGCGGCAGGGUGGCCGGCCUCCUCCCCGGGGGAGUCGCCGCCGCCGCCUGGACGAAGGGACGAGCGCUCUGCAACCACCGAGCCCGAGCGGCAGGCGGCGACCCGCCGCGGCCGGCCCGGCGGUUGCCUCAUCAUAUCAGCCAAGUUCUAAAGGUCAGAAACCAGAGUAUUCAGUUUGUACAUUUAAGAAAAGCAGGAACUUUGAGUGAUAAAAGUUCACUAGAUGAAACCACCUAUGAAAGACUUGCAGAAGAAACACUGGACUCAUUAUCAGAUUUCUUUGAAGAUCUCGCAGAGAAGCCGUAUGCAUCCAAAGAUUUUGAUGUUUCGUUUGGGAGUGGUGUUCUAACAGUUAAAUUAGGUGGUGAUCUGGGUACCUAUGUGAUCAACAAACAAACCCCAAACAAACAGAUCUGGUUGUCUUCUCCAUCCAGUGGACCCAAACGCUAUGACUGGACUGGAAAGAAUUGGGUCUACUCUCACGAUGGAAUGUCCCUUCAUGAACUGCUGGCAUUGGAACUGUCUAAAGCAUUAAAAACCAAAUUAGACUUGUCUUCUUUAGUAUAUUCUGGCAAAGAUACUUGAUGUAGAACUAAUUUUUAAGAAAAUCAAAAGCACCUCUGUUCAGCUGGGCUAGUCUCUGUUUUUAUUUUUGCUUUUGUAAUUAGUUGCAUUGUAUGUAACAGUCCUGUGAAAAUAAUAUAUUUUUCCUCAACUCUGA
Tachyglossus aculeatus (Australian echidna) is the source of this 766-nucleotide messenger RNA. RefSeq names its product frataxin (gene FXN). Bases 28 to 630 code for a protein of 200 amino acids. NCBI's taxonomy places the organism in Eukaryota, Metazoa, Chordata, Mammalia, Monotremata, Tachyglossidae. Gene Ontology annotation, biological process: intracellular iron ion homeostasis; iron incorporation into metallo-sulfur cluster. The record is from RefSeq and is a predicted model, not a curated record. The transcript has 5 exons. Gene Ontology annotation, molecular function: ferrous iron binding; 2 iron, 2 sulfur cluster binding; ferric iron binding. Gene Ontology annotation, cellular component: mitochondrion.